Mytilus trossulus (common blue mussel) is the source of this 2672-nucleotide messenger RNA. RefSeq lists its product as uncharacterized. The coding region runs from base 300 to 2540 and encodes 746 amino acids. The transcript is spliced from 8 exons. The record is from RefSeq and is a predicted model, not a curated record. Lineage: Eukaryota; Metazoa; Mollusca; Bivalvia; Mytilida; Mytilidae.
AGCAACCCGUUACUGACAAUCAAUCAAUUGAGGAAAAUCAACCUGAAAUCAAAGCAGCAAACGAACCUCUCCCUGUUCUGUCAUAGGGAUCUGUCAAAGAAAUAAACAUACCAAGAGGAAAGAGAGUUGUUAGUUCUUUGCCAGUCCUUUCUGAAACUACACCAGAGUGUCAUUUAGAAACUGAAACCAAAUCACCAGAAACAACUUCUACUACAGAAGUAGUACGAAACCCUGGUAUCAUUGGAAAGUUAAAGAAGCUGUUUAGUGUCCAAAGAGAUGUUGAUGAAAUAAAGGUGGUGAUGACAAAAGAAAGAUUUUGGGACGAAACCGUUAAAGCUGGAAAGAAGAAGCUACAUCACAGGAAAAUAGCUCCAGUGAUCAUUUGGGACUUCGGAGGGCAAGAUGUAUUCUAUAGUACCCACCAAACGUUUUUGACAUAUCGAGCUAUUUACUUGCUAGUAUUGGAUGGUAGUAGAAACCUUGAUGACCCUUGCAUGUUCGAACAAUAUCUGCCUGGAAAGAGUGGACCUAAAACAGCUCGAGACUACCUCAGAUUUUGGAUAAACACCAUAGUCACAUACUGUAAAGGAAGUGGACCAGGAUUUCCUAAAAUCAUGAUUGUUCUAACUCACAAGGAUAAAUUGAGAUCUGUGGAAGUGGAACCCAGACGUCAACAAUUGUUCCAUGCUAUAGAAGAGAUGUUUUCUGGAAGUCCCUUGCUGUCCCAUUUAGUCAUUAAAGACCAAAUUUUUGUAAAUGCAAGGGACAAAUCUGAUCCAGAAAUGGCGAAGAUUAAAAAGAACAUUAUCGAUCAAGCCAUAGAGCAACCAACAUGGGGUCAAGAACUUCCAAAAUGUUUUAUUCCUCUCGAACUCGAAUUUGACUCACUUCUAAACCGCAACAUUCCUUUAAUAACCAUGGACCAUAUGAUGAAGAUAAAUUCUGUUCAGCCCGUUCGACCACUGACAGAUGAAGAAUUGAAAGUAUUUCUCAAGUUUCAGCAUUCUGUAGGACGAAUCUUGUAUUUUGAUGAAUCAGGCUUGGAUCAACACAUCAUUCUUUUACCGACGCACCUGAUUGAUGCCUUUAAGUCAAUCGUUACUGAUAGAAGAUUCUGUGAAGGUGACAGACUUAGACAGGUAUCAUGGGAAUUAUUGAGCCAGAAGGGUGUAAUCGCAAAAAAGUCAGUAGCCGAUAUCUGGCAGAAAAAGAAAUACAAGUCUUUUCAAAAACAUAAAGAUUAUUUACUGGGAGUCAUGACAUAUCUUGAUAUAUUGGUGGAACCAAGGCGAUAUGAUAAGACACACAGACGUAUACCCGCCGAAUUCUACUACGUUGCUAGCAUGGUUAGAACCAAAGAUACAACUGGAUAUCUUAAAUCCACUAAUUUCGUUCACAGAAAUAUCGCAAUAGCAUUCAGCUCAUCUUCGUCAAUGAUUCCUCCAGCGUUGUCCUUUAGACUCAUCAGUUACUGUUUGAGCAUAUUUGCAGUGAAAACAUAUGGACAGCGACACGAAGAAAUGUUGUUUCAUAGAUCAGCAGUUUUUAAUAUAGACCCAUCUCUAGAUAUGUAUGUUAACUGUGAUGAUGAGAUGAUUGUUGUUCGUCUUGUUCACCUAACGAAUAGAAAACUUAUAAUGAGAGAUCUAGCAUCUUGUAUUAGGGAAUGUUUAGCUAUUGCACUCGAGAAAAUUAGUCAGCUUUACGUCAAGACAAGCAGUACAGGAUCUGUUAUACAUGAAGGCUCUUUUAAUCUGAGUUUGUGUUGCAGUUCACCGGAAAAUCCUUGUCUUCUGCCAAUGUCAGAACAUCAAGAAGAAGAUGGUUCAUGGAUAUGUCCAGAACACAGAAUUGAGCACACCAAAGAGAUCUUAUCUUCCUGGGCCUUACAAAAGGCAGUAAAUACAUGUGGAGUAGCAUGCCCAGUGACGGACAACGAGUUCUUAAAGCAGACUCCAACAGAUAUUCACCUACGUCGAUUGUCAAUGCAGUACAGCAUACACGAAAUCAAAGAGUUAUCUAUUCAUCUUGGAAUGGGGUAUAAUACAUGGGAGCGUAUGUAUGAUACAUUAGGUGAAGAACCAGAACGAUUAAACUUUGAAAUACUGCAUAGGUGUAUUGACAGUUCUUCCAUUACAUUUGAUGACUUCAGGAAAGCUGCUGCAAUCGGCAACAUACAGAACCCACACACUCUUUGCAAAGUGGUGAGAGACAAGCUUAUUGACUUCGACCAGGAACCAGAAAUUUGGGACUAUGAACCUUCAGAAGAACACUUCGACAAACUCGCCCCGUUUGUAGGAAACAACUCGCUGCCAUUUCUUAUUGAGCUUGGAAUGGAAUUCAAAAACUGGGAGCAGAUUCGAUUUCGACAAACGGAAAGAGAUUUGGUGAAACUUAACCGAGACAUUAUGCAAGAGUGGAAGUCUACAUUCUGUAAUCUUCAUGCUAUCAGACCAUAUCUGAGACAUAUUGGUCAGGCGUUCAACAACAUUGGUAAAAAUAUAAAAAUCAUCGAAAAUGUUUUGGCAGACUUCUCUUGAAUGAUGUUGACUAGUUUGGUGUUUUGAAGUUUGACAACCUAGGAAAUUUUUGGAACAAUUAGUGAAAAUACAUUUGCAUUUACAUUUAAAAUGAAUACGAUCACUUGUAUAUUGGCCCCUUUUCAGGGCAAU